Messenger RNA from Dreissena polymorpha, 662 nucleotides. RefSeq names its product kielin/chordin-like protein. The record is from RefSeq and is a predicted model, not a curated record. Gene Ontology annotation, cellular component: extracellular region. NCBI's taxonomy places the organism in Eukaryota, Metazoa, Mollusca, Bivalvia, Myida, Dreissenidae. Gene Ontology annotation, molecular function: peptidase inhibitor activity. The transcript is spliced from 5 exons. The coding region runs from base 143 to 577 and encodes 144 amino acids.
GAUUGAUGCCUGAAAUAAACAAACGCAUGCGUACUGACUACACCUCUAUGUUAACUUUAAUCUAUAUAAAUCCGAGACUCGUUUUGUGACAUCUAUCUGUAUAAACAGUAUUUAUAUUGUGAUUGGAAAGACGAAGGAAGAAAUGUUUGUUCCUCUUUUGGUGGCUGUAUAUAUUGUCCAUGCACCAAGGAUACAGGCAGUAGCACCUGCUACCACUGCGCCAUGUGACCCAGCUGCCUGUCCGAUACCCAGAUGUCUUGGCUACUACACGCCCCCUGGAGUGUGCUGUCCGAUAUGUCCGUUUGAAAAACCUGGAUUCUGUCCACCGAAAUGGGCCCAGUCUGAGGAUCACUGCCAUGACAGAAUAUGCUCACGCGAAGGAGACUGUCCUGGAAUUGAAAAGUGUUGUUCUUCGCGAUAUCGGUGCAAGUUCUGCAUGAAACCUUUGGGAGUACGGCCCUUUUGUCUAUAUAAUGGAGUCGAGUACCAAGAGGGGGAGCAGAUGCCCAGCCGCGUGCGCUGCGAGAGAUGCCACUGUAGAAACUCGAAAAUGGAGUGUACGCCACUCCGCUGUUAAAACGAUGAUGUUUUACCUGUACAAAUCUAUAUCGCAAGCAUCAUUAUAUUACAUAGUCUAGCUAAUAAAUAAACAAAACAAAACU